CCCCUCCAAAACCCUAAUUUAUCCAAAACCCUAGCAGGCCAGUUCUCAGAACACACGCAGAGAGAGAGAGAGAGAGAGAGACUGUGAGAGAGGAGCGAAAAUGUCGAUGUCAAAGAGCUCGAAGAUGCUGCAAUUUAUAAACUACAGGAUGAGGGUGACAAUCCAGGACGGCCGGCAACUCGUCGGGAAGUUCAUGGCCUUCGACCGCCACAUGAAUCUCGUCCUCGGAGACUGCGAGGAGUUCCGGCGCCUUCCCCCUGUCAAGGGCAAGAAGGAGGAGCGCGAGGAUCGUCGAACCCUUGGCCUCGUUCUCCUCCGUGGUGAGGAGGUCGUCUCUAUGACCGUCGAGGGCCCUCCUCCUCCCGAAGAAUCCCGCGCCAAGUCCGUCGUUGCUGGCGCCGGCCCUGGCAUUGGCCGCGCUGCCGGCCGCGGCAUCCCGACUGCUCCACUCGUCCAUGCGCAGCCCGGUCUCGCUGGCCCUAUCCGCGGCGUUGGCGGCCCGACUCCCGGCAUGAUGCAGCCGCAGAUCUCUCGACCUCCGAUCCCGCAAGUGUCCGCUCCGCCGAUCUCUUACCCGCCUCCUGCCGCUCCACCUGGGAUUCGUAUGCCGGGUAUGCCUGGCCAGCCUCCCCCGCCCUUGCCUCGCCCUCCGAUGCCGCAGAUGGCUGCUAGACCGGGCGUGCUCCCCCCUAUGCCGGGCGGCCCAGGGAUGCCGCCACCUCCUCAGCCGUUUGGCGUUCGCCCGAUUGCUCCGCCUCCUCCGCAGGUGAUGAGGGGACCUCCGCCUCCUAUGCGGCCAGGAAUGGGGCCGCCUCCGCAAGGUGUGCCGCCGCCACCUCGGCCGGGAAUGCCUCCUCCGCCUGGAGGGUCAGUUCCAGUGUUUGGACCGCCUCGUCCUGGCGGCCCCCCUCCGCCUCCUAACCAGCAAUGAUAAUCAAGGACGUCAGACUGGUCCUGGUGCUUUACUCUCUGCCCUGGUGAUCUGUAUAGGACUGAACGUUGGGUUUUGUGAUGGAGGGGUUUGAUUGUUACUGUUUAUUUUACCUUUCCUUGAUGCGUACUUUGAACUCGAUUUUCAUGUGACUGGCCCAUCUCUCUCUCUCCCCCCCUCUCUCUCUUAGUUGGAAACGAGAAAUUAUAAUUGUAUUUUAGAAACUGGAUAGCAUGUUUAGAGUCAUGGUGGCAUAAGAUCUUCACAUGUAUCUCUCCUUGUUUGUUUGGAUAUUAUAACUUCUAUUUCCUUCA
Messenger RNA from Nymphaea colorata (pocket water lily), 1245 nucleotides. RefSeq lists its product as uncharacterized. The transcript has a single exon. Gene Ontology annotation, biological process: mRNA splicing, via spliceosome. The record is from RefSeq and is a predicted model, not a curated record. Gene Ontology annotation, molecular function: RNA binding. Gene Ontology annotation, cellular component: U4/U6 x U5 tri-snRNP complex; catalytic step 2 spliceosome; U2-type prespliceosome. Lineage: Eukaryota; Viridiplantae; Streptophyta; Magnoliopsida; Nymphaeales; Nymphaeaceae. The coding region runs from base 101 to 931 and encodes 276 amino acids.